GGCCAGAUAGGAGGCUGAAGACUGUGUUCAGUACUUUGACCUGUAGCUGAAACAGACCAGCUCACAUUUUGUUCACUGGAUAUAACCAGAGGAAGGCUUUGAUUACACUAAACAAGAUAAGCAAUGUUGAAGCUCUUGAUGCUGGCCAUCAUCACAGCGCUCCUCCUGCUGGCAGAAGGGGGAAUGUCAGCGAGGACUCAGUCCCGCACUAAGAGAGAAUUGGCCAGCCCGCUGCACCUCAGUGGGAUCCGGGACCCCUCUGGCUCCUACUGUCAGAGGAGAGGAGGCUGCUGCCCCGGGCGAGAUGACCAGUGCACUGUGCCUUACCUGGACACCAUCUGUUACUGCGACCUGUUCUGCAACCGCACCGUGUCCGACUGUUGUCCAGACUUCUGGAGCCACUGCCUGGGAACAACUCCUCCAUAUCCUCCCAGUUCUUGUGAAAGGAACGGCCACAGAUUUCACUCAGGAGCAACAUACAAAGAGAACUGUAAUUUAUGUACAUGUGGUCAGAAUGGACGCUGGGAAUGUGAGCAACAUGCCUGUCUGAUUGAGGAUGACAUGAUCCAGGAAAUCAACAGGAGAGGUUAUGGUUGGAGAGCCACAAACUACAGUCAGUUCUGGGGAAUGACUCUGGACGAGGGUCUGCGGUAUCGUCUGGGAACACAGCGCCCCUCACGGACCAUUAUGAACAUGAAUGAGAUCCAGAUGAAUAUGAAUGGAAACGAUCAUCUGCCAAGUUACUUUAAUGCAGCAGAAAAAUGGCCAGGGAAAAUCCAUGAGCCCUUGGACCAGGGGAACUGCAAUGCAUCCUGGGCUUUCUCAACUUCAGCCGUUGCAUCAGACCGGAUCUCUAUUCAGUCAAUGGGUCACAUGACCCCUCAGCUCUCACCUCAGAAUCUGAUUUCCUGUGACACACGUCAUCAGGGCGGCUGCUCCGGUGGACGUGUCGAUGGGGCCUGGUGGUACCUAAGGAGAAGAGGGGUCGUGACAGAGGAGUGCUACCCUUUCUCUCCACCCCAGCAAACACCUUCUGAUGUGGCUCGCUGUAUGAUGCAAAGUCGAGCGGUGGGUCGGGGAAAGAGGCAGGCCACAGCACACUGUCCCAACAGCUAUAGCUACCACAAUGAUAUCUACCAGUCAACCCCACCAUACAGAUUGUCCUCCAAUGAGAAUGAGAUUAUGAAAGAGAUUAUGGAUAAUGGCCCCGUGCAAGCUGUCAUGGAGGUCCAUGAGGAUUUCUUUGUGUACAAGAGAGGAAUUUACCGACACACAGACGUCAAUUACCACAAACCGUCAGAGUACCGCAAACAUGCAACACACUCUGUCAGAAUAACAGGAUGGGGAGAGGAAAGAGACUACAACGGCAGAACACACAAAUACUGGAUUGCAGCCAACUCAUGGGGGAAGAACUGGGGUGAGGAUGGUUACUUCAGGAUUGCUCGUGGUGUAAAUGAGUGUGAGAUCGAGACGUUUGUGAUCGGUGUGUGGGGCAGAGUCACCAUGGAAGACAUGCACAACCAUCACCACCAUCACGGACGCCGCAAGUAGAGAUCUGCAGUGUACGCCUCACUGUAUGAUUUACACCACAAUGUCAAUCAGGUCUUUUGCUGGUUUGUUAGAGUCUGAUUUCCACCAUACCGACCAAACCCCUGUGCCUUUUGAAUAUCUGUUCACACUGCAUGCAAAAAAAAGUGCUGUCCACUGCCCCCCUCUGUCCAAAUACACAUCUUCACUGAAGUUUUUUGUUUGGAAUAUUUGGCCAAUAUUCUCUUAUUGGUGGAAACCAGUUUGUUACACUCCUUGACUGGACCUCAAACAGCCACAGGACUCAGAUGCACUCAGGAAUCUACUCCAAAGACACUUCACAGGCACACAUGCGCUCAGCAUCACAACGUAUAGCCGUCUCAAAUGUCUAAUAUAGUGAUAUAUCAGGA
This is a messenger RNA of Carassius carassius (crucian carp), 1937 nucleotides long. Its product is annotated as tubulointerstitial nephritis antigen-like. Gene Ontology annotation, cellular component: lysosome. The record is from RefSeq and is a predicted model, not a curated record. Lineage: Eukaryota; Metazoa; Chordata; Actinopteri; Cypriniformes; Cyprinidae. The transcript has 12 exons. Gene Ontology annotation, molecular function: peptidase inhibitor activity; cysteine-type peptidase activity. The coding region runs from base 124 to 1551 and encodes 475 amino acids. Gene Ontology annotation, biological process: proteolysis.